AUGGGGAGGUGGCGUGCUGGACACAAAAAGGGCCCCGGCCUUUCGACCGAGCCCCUUUCUAAAACGUCAGUCCGAAAUCAGGCCGCGACGUCGUACGGCGAUCUCACCCGCCAGAUACAGGUUGCGGGCCUUGGCGCGGCUCAGCUUGCCCGAGCUGGUGCGGGGCAGGGUGCGCGGCGGGAUCAGUUCGAUGACGCAGUUCAUGCCGUCACCGCGCGUACACGCUCGCAGAUCUCGUCGCGCAAGCGGGCGCGUUCCUCAUCGUCCGAGCUGCGGCACUGGACCAGCACGGCGGGGGUUUCCUCACCGCCCCGGUGUGGUGAUCGCGAAGGCGGCGAUGUCGCCCGCCUUGAAGCCGGGAAGCUGCUCGACUGCCCAUUCGAUGUCCUGCGGCCAGUGGUUGCGGCCGUUGACGAUGAUCAUGUCCUUGGCGCGGCCGACGAUGUAGAUAUAGCCCUUCGACAUAGCCCCAUGUCGCCGGUGUCGAGCCAUCGGCCAUACAGGCCUCGGUCGCGGCAUCGUCGCGGAAAUAGCCGACCAUGA
Acanthosepion pharaonis is the source of this 543-nucleotide messenger RNA. Lineage: Eukaryota; Metazoa; Mollusca; Cephalopoda; Sepiida; Sepiidae. The record is from the annotation of a GenBank genome assembly.